ACCUUGUACCCGACAAUUUGAGAGAUCUUCUCUCUCCCCUUUUUUUCUUCUUCAACCUACCCUAUUGCCCUGGUUUUUUUAUAAUCUUUUAGGGCAACUUGCGAUCGCCUGUGCUCCGAUCUUUCCAGACUUUCGUUUAUUUUAUACGCAUGUUCCCAUUAUAUCGUUGGUUGGGAUAAUUUGGUUGUCGGGCUAGCUGUGGGUCGACGAUAGUAGUCAACCGCAACAAUGGGCAUCGCUGAGCGAAGGUCCAUUCGCUCUUGUAUUUCACGCAUAUCUCGCCCCCAAAAGAUAAUAUUAGGCGUCUUCGCCUUUUUAUUUAUCAUCUAUAGCUUGACCCCAUACGAUAGCCGAGCGAGGUCGUUCUUCAGAUUCCAACACAACGUUAUCGAGGACUACUACCAAAAUGUCCACCCGACCGAUUCUUGGCUAUACAAAACCCAGCCUUAUCCUAUUGACCCCCAAAACGAUGUCGCCAUAAUAGUGAAAACUGGGUUUGGAACGAGGAGAAGAGUGCCGGCGGCGUUAGAAGCUUUGAGCAACGAGUCUUUUUUUGCGGAUACGAUCGUCGCCCAGGAUUUCCCACUACUCCCGGACCAAAAGAACUACACAUUAAAAAAUGGCAAAGAGGUGCCAGUUAUUGAUAUUAUUGGCUGGAACCUGGAACGGGGGGCUUUAAAGGGCCAAGAACAACAGGAACGAAUAAUGAAAUACGAGAAUUUGGCUGAUGCUGUCGAUGGCGAGGAGUGGAUGCUCGCUGAUGGACUAGGGAAGGAUAUGGGGUGGGAACUUGAUGCGAUGAAGUUCUUACCUAGUCUCGAAUACGUCUGGCAAACCCUACCGAAGAAGAAGUGGUACAUCAUGGCCGAUGAUGACACUUAUAUGAUCAAAUCGUCGCUGGCUCUAGUUUUGGGUCACUUGAAUUACGCCAAGCCGCAGUUCCUUGGAAAUCCCGUCGGCGACUAUAAAGGCCGCUUCCCACACGGUGGAUCAUCUGUGGUUAUGUCCGGCGCGGCGCUCAGCAAACUAUAUGAUAGGCAUCCUGAAGUGGUAGCCGAAGGCAAUCAGGAAUCAGCUACCGCGAUCUGGGGCGAUAAAUUACUUUCUACAACAUUCAUGAAAAUAGGAGUCUACCUAGACGAAACGUACCGACGACUUUUCAACGGCGAGCCUCCCUGGAUGACGCGAAUGUGGGUUGACCGUUUCUGUCUACCGCUCGUUUCUUUCCAUGGUCUUGGUAGCGGUGACAACAUGCUACACGUCGGGGAAACCUUCAAAAACAUGAAGGAACCUGUUUUCUGGAGGCAGUUGGGUAAGAUCUAUGGGGCGCCGGAAUUUGCUUCAUUCAUUGCCGAACCGAUUCGAGCGAAUGUGGACUAUGUAGGACGACUUGACGAAUACAGCACGACCGUCGACAAAAUUACAGAAGUUGACGAGUGUGUCAAGAUUUGCCACGAACACUCGGCCGAAUGCCUAGCCUGGACAUUUGACCCUGGCCGCAAAUUGUGUCACUUUGCCCGAUGGGCCAUCCUUGGCGAUGUUGCCGAGGGUCGAUUUUCCGGAAUUAAUGGACAGCUGGCUCAGAAGCUUGAGGGAUCAUGCCAUUCUCCGCCGUAGAAUCCUUGAUUCUUUUUAAACCUCAUUGCAACUUUUAUUAUGUAUAUAUAUACACGAAGCUGGUAUGAUUCACAUGACGUUGUUUCAUUCAGCAGGGCACAUGCUAUUCGGACGGGUAGUAUAGACUUUAUUGAGAGAAAAGGGGUAGGGCCACGUGACUUGGAAUGAUACCCGGGACGACCUGUAAUUUGUAAUGGAUUCUAGAUGAGUAUCCUAAUACUAAUUGGCAUCAAUAAAUUGACUCCAAAAGAAUGUAACUUGCGAUCAUAACGGAAUGUACUGCUGACUAUAAAGGUACUGAUGACAUUAUGCAUCCCCUAUUAUCACGCGAACAGCUAUGUGUAUUAGGGAGCAAUUUCUGG
Molecule: messenger RNA, 1979 nt
Organism: Hypoxylon trugodes
Lineage: Eukaryota; Fungi; Ascomycota; Sordariomycetes; Xylariales; Hypoxylaceae
Product: glycosyltransferase family 31 protein
Exons: 2
Coding region: 229-1617 (462 amino acids)
Source: RefSeq, a predicted model, not a curated record